AUGCCUCGCCCUAACAUUACCCUCUACACGGCCCAGACCCCCAAUGGAAUCAAGAUCUCCAUUGCUCUGGAGGAGCUCGGAUUGCCCUACGAGGUCAAGAGCAUCGAUAUGGGCAAAAAUGAACAGAAGGAGGACUGGUUCCUUGAGAUCAACCCCAAUGGCCGGAUUCCCGCUCUGACCGACGAGUUCGCCGAUGGUGAAAUGAUCCGCCUAUUUGAGUCUGGAGGUAUCCUGCAGUACCUGGCGGACCAAUAUGACCCCGAGUACAAGAUCUCCUUCCCCAAGGGCACCCGCGAACACUACGAGAUGAACAACUGGCUCUUCUUCCAGAAUGCAGGCGUUGGCCCAAUGCAAGGCCAGGCAAAUCACUUUGCACGAUAUGCGCCCGAGCGCAUUGAGUAUGGUGUGACCCGAUACGUUAAUGAAACACGCCGACUGUAUGGCGUGCUUGAUAAGCAUCUUGCCCAAUCCAAGUCCGGGUAUCUGGUUGGCGACCAUGUCUCCAUUGCUGACAUUUCCCUAUGGGGAUGGGUGGCUGCUGCCGGAUGGCCGGGUGUGGACAUUGAUGAGUUCCCGAACUUGAAAACUUGGGAAGAGUUUAUGGCUCAGCGACCAGCUGUGGAGAAGGGACGCCAUGUUCCUUCCCCGCAUACAAUUAAGGAGUUGCUCAAGGAUAAAAAAGCCAUGGAGGAGAAGGCCGCCGAGACCCGAGCAUGGAUUGUGCAGGGAAUGCAGGACGAUGCUAAGAGCAAGGUCUAG
Molecule: messenger RNA, 759 nt
Organism: Penicillium longicatenatum
Lineage: Eukaryota; Fungi; Ascomycota; Eurotiomycetes; Eurotiales; Aspergillaceae
Product: glutathione S-transferase family protein
Exons: 3
Coding region: 1-759 (252 amino acids)
Source: RefSeq, a predicted model, not a curated record